Messenger RNA from Camponotus floridanus (Florida carpenter ant), 1128 nucleotides. RefSeq lists its product as uncharacterized. Gene Ontology annotation, molecular function: 8-oxo-dGDP phosphatase activity. The record is from RefSeq and is a predicted model, not a curated record. The transcript is spliced from 5 exons. The coding region runs from base 59 to 1042 and encodes 327 amino acids. Lineage: Eukaryota; Metazoa; Arthropoda; Insecta; Hymenoptera; Formicidae.
UAUUCAAUGCCAGUCAGAGCUCGUGUCGCAGCUGGCCGGAUGACAACGACGUAACAUUAUGGCGGACAACGAUAAGAAGCCGAUGUCACGUUUAAUGAAACUCGCGAAUAAAUUUAACUGCUUCUACCUGUCAGGUUUGCAUGCAGGAGAAUGCAGAGCUUUUGUUGUCGAUGGACAGCAAAUCGGUCUUGUACGUCCAGAUGUAAUGAAAGAAAUAUUAAAUCAUCCUCAAGUAUUUCAAGUGCAUCCUGAAUAUGUACAAUUAAAUCCAGCAUUUCGUGAUUAUGCUGAAAGAAGCGCACGUGUUGAUGAAGUAUUAAGAGAAUGGAAAGCGGGUGGAAAAUUUGUGACAUUACAAGGCUGGAGAGAGGAAUGUCAUGAAGUGCGUGCUCAGUUUAAUACAUUACCACUGUUUAAAAUGGAUCGCUCGGCUACAUGUUUAUUUGGAAUUCGAAAAUAUGGAGUAGAUAUAAAUGGCUAUGUUAUGGAUCCUGUUAAAGGCUUAUCAAUAUGGUUACAAAAACGUAGUCCUAAUAAACAAACAUGGCCAGCAUAUUGGGAUAGCAUGGUGAGUGGAGGAUUGAGUGUUGGUUAUGGCAUAAAUGAAACUGCGAUAAAAGAGGCUGGAGAAGAAGCUGGUAUUCCAAAUAAUCUUAUUGCCAAGCUUAAGAGCGCUGGUUGUGUGUCAUUCUUCUUCGAAAGUGAAAGGGGUUUGUUUCCUAACACGGAAUUUGUAUAUGAUCUUGAGCUGCCACCCGAUUUUGUACCAAAUAAUAGCGAUGGAGAAGUAGAGACUUUCGAAUUACUUCCUGUUGGUGAAUGCUUAGAGAGGAUACUUUCCCCACAUUUCAAAACUACGUCUGUACCAGUUGCCCUUGACUUUUUAAUUAGACAUGGAUACAUCACAGCGGAGAAUGAGCCUAACUUUAUACAGAUUGUGGAGUUACUUCAUGUACCUCUGCAGACUAUGUACAAUCAUCGACACAAAACUAGUAAUAGAAUGGCCAAUGGUGAAGCAAUUGAAGCUUUAGAAAAAAUUUAAAUUACUUUUAAUUUAUACUACACUAUGAAUUGAAAGGCUAUGAAUUGAAUGAAAUUAAUAAGGUUAUUCUUUUUCUUUGUUUCUUC